Messenger RNA from Neodiprion virginianus, 5797 nucleotides. It is a transcript of the gene ltl, whose product is annotated as toll-like receptor 6. NCBI's taxonomy places the organism in Eukaryota, Metazoa, Arthropoda, Insecta, Hymenoptera, Diprionidae. Gene Ontology annotation, molecular function: protein binding. Bases 1247 to 3106 code for a protein of 619 amino acids. The transcript is spliced from 8 exons. Gene Ontology annotation, cellular component: extracellular matrix. The record is from RefSeq and is a predicted model, not a curated record.
AGCUUGGCGCGCUAAUGCUACCACCGCCUCCAGAGAGUGAGCAGAACCAGGAGGAAAAGCAGCAGCAGCAGUAGCGUCAGCAGUGGCAGCAGAGUAGCAGCCGCGCGCGAGUUGCUUUGAAACCGCGUACGAAAGUAAGAGAAGCUUGUUGUUAGUCAGCCUCUGACAGCGGUUGUCGGAACAUAGAAAACUCGGCCACGAACCCGUCGCGGAAAGUAUAGUUUUCUUCUGGCAUUCGUUCUCGUUCGUUCUCAUUCGUAUAAGCCCCGAGUCGACGGAUCAAUCGUUUCGAGUUUCCACCGAGAGUUUCACACACAGGCACGCGCCCUUCAGUUCCGUGUUUUACAACAGUGCAUAUAUAUAUAUAUAUAUACAUGUAUGUAUAUAUACAGAAGCGUGUACUCCGAGUAGUGUCCGUGUGUCGGUUCAUUUAACUACGUCGACGUCGACGGAAAACGCGAGAUAUUACAACGCGCGCGCGCGCGUUAACUAGGAGGUAUUAGUGGUACACGAGCUCGUGCACCGACGGACUUUGUCCACCCUUGAUCGAUGGUUCGAUGAAGCUGCAGUGUGUCUGACUGGACCGGAACCAAGGUUUUCCGAACAAUAUUCAUCGUCCCGGUGUUGUCUCCGCUCCGAUUCGUACCGAAUCCAUGUGACUUUGACUCCAACGCAAGUGCAGUUCUUCAAGCCUCCGGGUAACGGGGUGUUCGCGAUACAAAGGGCAAGAUCGUUUCGUUACCAGUGUUAGACGGUUCGAAAGUAAGAAAAUAACGAGGGCGUCGAAGGUCGGCAGUGUUUUCCAUCCGUGGACUACCAAGACCCGUCAAUAAGGAACAUUGCGCCGAGUCGUUGAGGACUUUGACGAGAGAUUCCGCAGAUUAUCUCCGUUCGGCGGUGUAUCCUGGUGACUUCGUGCAGCGCAGAGUGGCGCCAAUAAGACCGGCGCUAGUGUGUUCGGAUGUCCGAUUGUCAGGUCGAGUCGAGCGGGCGCUCGACUGUUAACCGUCGUCACUCGUCCCUUGGGUGUCAGGGUCAACGGGGCCGCGUCCUGACAUUCGCCGUGGUUGCGGUAGAAGAGGCCGCGCUGUAGAUGUAAGAAGGUCGACGAACGACCGUUUUCGAUUGCAGUGAAAGAAAGAGAAAACGCAAGAGGGAAACACGCGAAAAGAGAACAAUUCUGAGGAGCGAAGGAAGUGAGGGAAGUAAAGUGAUUGCAUAACAAGGAGGACAGAAAGACGAUCGGAUGGUAAUAGUGGUGAUAUUAAUCAUGUCGGGUCUUUUGUACACGCUUCUUGGUCUGGCGGCCAGUUCGACGUUGCACUGUGCGGUUCGCCGAGAGAUCAGCCCGUGCACGUGUCGUCGACAGGAAUUCGGGACCAUGGCGGUGUUACAUGGAAACGGAAAUGGAAACCCAACGACAACGGAACUGAUACAUGUCGAAUGCGAGCAGAUGCAGUCGUUCAAUCAAGUCGCCGAAGCGCUCCGCGGUAGAUUCGUACCCGAGCAGCAAAUCACUCUGAAAGUCACCUAUUCGCAUCUUCACGACAUCUCAAGGCAUGACUUUAAGGAGCUGCGGAUGACAAUUACCAACCUUCAACUCAACUACAACAAUCUCGGAUUUUUGGACGGAGAUGCCUUUGCCGGCCUUGGGAGAACGAUGUAUUUCAGUCUUGCCGACAACGAGGUUCCCGCAAUUCCAAAGCACGUGUUGUUGCAUUUGCCUUUGCUUCGGACCUUCGACAUGGGAAGGAACAGAAUCAUGCGCGUAGAAGCGGACGACUUCAAGUAUAAUCCUGACCUCCACCACCUCGUGCUUGUGGACAAUCUUUUGACGGAACUCGAUCCCGGUUCGUUGCCACCUCUUCUGAAGCAUCUUCACCUGGGAAGAAAUAACUUGGGUUCCCUCAAUCGUACGCUGAGGGAAUUGAAUCAGCUCGAAUGGCUGCUGUUGAACGAAAAUGUGCUAACGUCUUUGGACGGCGAACUGCCGACAGUGGGACGUAAUCUGAAACUGUUGCAUCUCGCCAACAACAAGCUGACCCAUCUACCGCCCGAACUCCGAUUCUUCCACCGUCUGGAUCACCUUUUUCUAAAUAAUAAUAAAAUUCAAAGUCUCGAUGGAAGGCUGCAAAAUGCACGCCGCUUGGAAAAACUCGACAUUUCCUGCAACGAAAUACAAGAGCUUGCAGAAGAUGAGUUCACGGAAGCCGAGAGUCUGGAAGAAUUGCAAUUGGGUUACAAUUCUAUCAAGUCCCUCGGACGUGGGAUUGGGAACGAGAACGGUAACAGCGCCCUGCUUCCGCUUCGUUCCUUGAGGAUCCUUAAUUUGACUCACAACGAAUUGCGCGAGUUCUCGUUCUCGGAUUUACGCGGUUUGCGCAAGCUGUUCUUUGUCGAUCUCUCCCACAACAGGAUCACCUAUCUGAUGAAGGGUUGGACUCCGACCGAGAACCUGGUCGAAAUGGAGGGCGAAGAGAUUGCCGGGUCGAGUGUGUUCGAAUUUCGACUACAGCACAACAAGCUGAACACCCUCGAGGGCUCGUUGUUCAUGGGAAUGCGCUCACUGCAGAGAUUAAAUCUGAGCCAUAACGCCUUGGGACCGAGCCUCGGACCUCGCGAUCUUAAGGGUCUGAACGCUCUUCGCGUCUUGGACAUAUCUCACAACGCGCUGACGACCCUCGAAGACACAAGCGAGAAUUGGCUUCCGUCCCUGGAGGAGCUGAACGCGUCUCACAACCGUUUGGUCGUACUUUCGGAGCACGAUUUCCGCGGGCUUCCGGUUCUCUGCUGGGCCGAUUUGAGCGCUAAUUGGAUACGAUCAAUCGCCGCAGAGCUCGUUUCAAACACGAGAUGUACGGUACACGGCGUACCUGACGUACUUCGUAUAUAUCUUCAAGAUAACCCGGUGCUGUGCGACCCCGGCAUAGCAAACAUCACCAUUGCUUUUGAGGUGAAUCACGCCAAGCCUUACGGGGUGGCAAACGAUUGUCCGACAACCCCGGCAACGCCAAGUGCGCCAACAUCCCCCUUACCUCCACUUCCGCCGACUUUGUUUUUGACCGCCGCUGGCGGUAAUGUAUCCUUUGCCGCGACGCUUGAGUAAUUAGUCGACAUAUUAUGCAAAUUCAUAUUACGAAGACCUGCGUACUACCUAGUCGAGACCUCACAGUAAUGGCCGAUGGAGGGCCAAUUCCGAUAUAAUCACCGCCACACUUCCCGCAGUCUUUAAAAAAGAAGAGGAAAUGAACGUUUGAAAAAAAAAAACAAAAAAAAAAAACAAAACAUAAUAAUAAAUGACCACGAAUCGCCUAUGUAAGGUUUUGAUACGUAUAACGCAUAUUUAUGUCUCGCGUUUACGACUAAUCAUCUGCAACCAAUGAUAAAUUUUAAUCGAUUUUUCUGUAAAUUUAUCGCAUGUGUUUUACAGGCGGUAUGUCUGUCCGCAACAAGUUGGCAAGGGACUCGACUACGCGCGAGAUGCUGCGCUGUAUUGUUUGAAUAACGAUAAAUUCGAAAUCGGAAAAAAAAAAAAAAAUAAAAAAAAAAUAAAAAAAAAAACAAGGAAAAGAAAUACGACUAACAUGACUACCGCGUUGGAUCAACAGUACGAUAUAAAUGUUUCAAGCAGGAGUUGCACAUUUGGUAGUUAAUUAAGAACGCGAUGAAUAAUAUUAAGGGUACAUACGUAUGCAUAUGCGAUAAGAUUCGUUAUGAGCUAUUCAGAUUUCUCGAAUGCAGAAUCACGAGAAAAGAGUUGUAAUUAUGUAAUUCUGUCAAUCUAUACCCAGGACUCGAUACGCUGAGAUCAUCGGAAUAAUGUAACUGCCUGCCACUAACGAACAGCACAAAUACGAAAGGUCUUGUAUGCAAUAAAUUAAGUUCCAUGAUCCGAAUGGUCGCGUCGACCAAUCCUAAUUAAGCGUACCUUCAUACUCUUUCAACAUUGCCGUCGAAUUUCAUUGCUACACUGCACUUGUUCCAUCCCAAAAAGAUUACAAUGUUUCAUUCGGAGAAACAGUGAGAUCAGGACGCCGUCAAACUCCGGUGGAAAAAAUACCUGCUUCAUUGCUUAUACUUUUUGAUUAGUCAUAUUCUUUGAUGAUGACUCGAUCGAGUGGCGCGUAAAAUAAUUUCCUUCGAAUUCUGCGAAUCGCGCUAUAGGUAUUAUAUUAAUUUACACGAUAUUCAACGUAAAUCGUGACGUGCUGUACGAAAGUUUAUCCGUGCGUACGAAACGCCAAGUAAAUUCAGCCUCCGGUAAUGGUGUUGAACUUACAAUCUACCUCUGUCCAUCUCACUGCUUCACGUUAGUUUACAUCGAUUAUUAGAUCGUGCAACAAGCUCAGCGUUUUGUGUUAAAUUCAACGAUUACUUAACUUGUAUUUUAGCAGUAUUUUUAAUAUAUUAAUGAUACGAUUUGUUAUUAGAGUUGGAUAUGAAUAAUGCAUCAAUACUUCACCCGAUAUCGCGAUUCGAAUAAGUUUUUCAGGCAAUAAACCUGGAGGGGAUAUUUGAAUUGUUGCAGAUACAAUUUUUGUAAAUUAAAAAUUUCUCGUUCUCUAUUCAUCCCCUUUUAUUCCAAUUGUUAGUUUGGUCGAGGCAAGGAAACAAUUUUUGAUAACAGGCUUGUUAAUCUACGGUUGUAAAACGUAAGAAAUUUGAAUAUUAAAGUUGGAUGUAUAUUUUUUGCAAAUAUUCGAUAUAUAUUUUUUGAAUGGAAGUUUACUCGAAACCUUCACAUAUACGUAGUAAUACCUGCGUGAUACAUUAUCAAUAGCAUUGUGACUGUCGAUAUUACAGGGCUUUGAAUUAUUUAACGUAAAGUAAUCUUCGGAUAAAGAGAAAGAGAAAAAAAAUACCAUUUCAAAUAAGGAUUGCUGCACCUUUGUGUUGCCAAACGUAGCAUAAAUUUUAUGACUCACAAAGCCAAUAAUACGAACAAGGUAACACAUGGCAAACUAUUUGACUGUUGCCUCGUUAUUUCUCUCAAUUCACGUAUAAAUUAAAAAUCAGGAUAAGCGCAAAUUCCACCAAGCAAGCCGUAAAACGUCGACUAUAACAAUACUCAAGCUCAGGAAUUGACGGACGAAAAAUUUGUAAGAGGAAUAAUGACCUAGAAGAGGGGAUCUGAGAUACCGAGGUGGAAAAAUAUACAUAAGGAAUAGAACUGGAAGAAAAAAACAAAUCGCACAUAUUGCAAUGUUAUCCACAUUAAGUAUGGAGAGACUAGAUUUAACUGUUGUUUAGAUAAAUACUUUUAUAGCCACUGUAAAUAGUUCUUCCUCUAACACAACCGAAUACUUGGAUGCAGAGAUUGAAUGCACUGACGUGCGUUCAAACUAACGAUCUUCUAAUAUAUAUACACAUGAUAUAUAUAUAUAUGUAUGUGUGUGUGUGUGUGUGUGUGUAUAUAUAUAUAUAUAUAUAAACACACAUUAUACAUACACUAUCAUCGUCAAAGUGCAUAAUCCAGUCAAUUUGCAGAGACAAAGUGAAUCAGAACAACGUAGUAGUAGGUGCUCAACGAAUCGUAAUUAAAAAAAAAACCAACCUACAGAAUGUAUUUGGAAAUUACACAAGUGUUUUCCCGGAGGUUUUUAUUCCUACGGAUGCUACGUUCUAGUAUUAUCUAGACACACUAACCCCAAUAAUGUUUAGAGAAAAACUUAUUUGUAUAGUAUAAAUUAUUUCAUACAUUAAGUAUAAUUUGUAUUAUUUUUCUUAAAAUGACUGGAUUUGGCGCUUCUUAAUAUCAAAUUGUAGAAUAGAAGUAAGACAGAAAUUAAAAUUGAAA